Messenger RNA from Aspergillus steynii IBT 23096, 1501 nucleotides. RefSeq names its product flavin monoamine oxidase family protein. NCBI's taxonomy places the organism in Eukaryota, Fungi, Ascomycota, Eurotiomycetes, Eurotiales, Aspergillaceae. Gene Ontology annotation, molecular function: oxidoreductase activity. The transcript is spliced from 2 exons. The record is from RefSeq and is a predicted model, not a curated record. The coding region runs from base 29 to 1501 and encodes 490 amino acids.
AAACAAACAACCCUCAACCACGACCAAAAUGCACAAAUCCACUGAAGGCUUUAUCUGGACACCAACUGGUUAUCACUACGGCCUCCCCACCACCUCCACAAUCCCCUCAACACCAACCUCAUCUCUUUCGGGCACCUACGACGUAAUCGUCCUAGGCGCAGGCUUCACCGGCCUCACCACCGCCCGGGACCUCGCCUUCCGCGGCAAAAAGGUCCUUCUGAUCGAAGCGCGAGACCGGAUCGGGGGACGGUGCUGGACCGCGCAGACAGACGAGCUCGACUCGAGUGCGAAGCUAGAGAUCGGAGGCGCGUGGGUCCACUGGCUCCAGCCUCAUGUAUUCAGCGAACUGCAGCGCUACGGACUCGAUCAGUUCGUGGAGACGGUCUCCCAUCCUGAUGCUGAGGUUGUGGGGAAGGAGGGACGGGAUGGGUCAGCUACGUUGCUGGAUCCGCAUGAAGGAAAGGAAAUGAUGGAGCGUAUUGGCCAGCUGAUGGAGAGGUUCUUUGAUGUCGAUGGUCAGGGGGGUAGGAGUGUGCUUUCGUUUCCGUUUAACACCCAAGCCUCAGUGGCGAAGAGCGCUGAGUAUCUGAAGCUCGAGGAACUGAGUAUUACGGAUCGAGUUGCCCAGCUCGAGCUUGGGGACGAGGACAGGGACAUGCUGAGUGCGCAUGCGGCGUCGUUCUUUGGGCUGGAUCCUGGCCAGGUCAGUUUUAUGGAAGUCCUGAAGACGCAUGCGUUGUGCGGGUUCGAUCAGGAUAUGAUCGAGGCGGCGACGAUGAAGUAUAAGAUUUCAGAGGGGACGACGGGUCUGGCGUUGGCGAUUUUGAAGGACUUUAAUGGGGAUAGGAUUCUGAGGGCUCCUGUCAAGGCUGUCACUCAGGACCUUGGGGGUUCGUUUCCUGUGACGGUCACGCUGCAGAAUGGUGAGGUGUAUAGAGCCAAAGCCCUCGUCUCGACGAUCCCCAUGAACGUCCUUCCUUCGAUCACCUUCGACCCGCCACUUUCUGAGCUUCGGAGAGAAGCGUUCACAGCGGGGGUUACACCCGCAAGGACGGAUAAGUUGCUCGUGUGCACGCCGACGAAGUUCGAGCGCGGGUUCAACUUCACCUGCGAAGGCGACGAGAGCGAUUUGCCGUAUACAGCCGGGUUUACCGACGGAUCUUACGGUCCGAAUACGCUUCUCACUCUCCUCACGCGUCCAGAUCAUGCUCUCGACCGCUCUAACGAGAAUAUUCGGCUGGUGGAGACGCUUCAUCCCACCGGGAUAGAGCUGCACUCGGCGUAUGGACACCUGUGGUCGCAGGAUCCGUAUGCGGGCGGUGUUAUGCCGGUGCGAAAGCCCGGGUUUAUGCGGUAUUAUGAGGAGGUGAGGAGGCCACAUGGACGGGUGUGGUUUGCUGGGUCGGAUUUUGCGGACGGGUGGAGGGGGUUUAUUUCGGGGGCUUUUGAGGAUGCGUAUAGAGUUACUAGGGAGGUUUUGGGGAGGGGGGAUAUUUGGUGA